CGACUGUUAGCACCUCUACUGUACUACUGGUCUCCAUCACUAAAAAAAAGACACUGUGAAGGAGUUUAAUCAACAAAGGAGCAACACAUUGGUGUAAAAGGACCCCUCAAAGACUGACUUUCAUCAACGCCACGUAUUUACCGACACUAUUAAACGUCACCGCAUUCAUCAUAAAGACCAAAGUCGUUCGCCAUCGAUGAGCACAUUUACAGUGGAGCAAGACACUUACUCAAGUGUUUGUUUUGAAACUUUUUGAGUUCAUCUUGGAUUUAUCCUCGCCGGCUGGAGUGGUGCGUUCACGUUCCUCUGUUGAUGGGAGUCUAUUUAUUGUUGCCUCGUUUGUAACUCCGAAGACUGCAGGCUUCUCGCAUGUCUUUGAAGAUCCCGGCUAACAGUACUUGCACCGUCACCAUGGAGGAGACCAAAGGUGAAAGCAAAGCAAAGACGAAAGCACCCAUGUUCCACCACUUGAGGAAAAUCGAUAAAGUCGGCGCUAAGGCUGAAGACAUCACUAAGCUUUUGCACCACUCUGCCGUCAACCUGGAGUUCAAACAGCUGUCCUACAUUGUCCGGGAGGGACCCUGGUAUCGCAAGACAGGUUAUAAAACCCUCCUCAAUCGUCUUGCUGGACAAUUCAACAGCAGAGAUCUUACCGGAAUCAUGGGGCCAUCUGGAGCUGGAAAGUCCACCAUGAUGAACAUCCUGGCGGGAUACAAAGAGUCGGGCAGGACGGGCCAAAUCCUGGUGAAUGGUCGUCCAAGGAACCUGAAGAUCUUCCAGAAGAUGUCCUGCUACAUCAUGCAGAGCGACAUUUUGAUGCCCCACUUAACCACCAAGGAGGCCAUGAUGGUGUCUGCCAAUCUGAAACUCAACGAGAACAUGGAAGUCAAAAAGAAACUUGUGGACAACAUCAUGACUGCUUUAGGGCUUCAGAUCUGUGCUAAAACAAGGACCAACCAUCUCUCAGGGGGCCAAUGUAAAAGACUGGCCAUUGCUCUUGAGUUGGUCAACAAUCCUCCUGUUAUGUUUUUUGACGAGCCCAUCAGUGGCUUGGACAGCGCAUCAUCCGUCCAGGUCAUCUCCCUCCUGAAGUCUCUGGCCAAUGGUGGACGGACGAUCAUCUGCACUAUUCAUCAACCCAGUGGCAACCUCUUCCAGAUGUUUGAUAAGCUGUACAUACUCAGUCAAGGCCAAUGUGUAUACACCGGAACAGUCUCCCACCUCAUCCCUCACCUUAACAGCCUGGGCCUUUAUUGCCCCCAGUAUCACAAUCCGGCAGACUACAUCAUCGAGGUGGCGUCAGGGGAGCACGGGGACAUGAACCCCAUACUGUAUCAGGCUGCUUAUGGGGGCCAGUGCUGUGAGGAUAGCAAGAACACGGAGGAAGUGAAGACAUUCGUACACACUAAGGACGCAUUAACCUUUGAGAAACAGAACUAUGGCACGAGUGCAAUCAAACAGUUCUACAUCCUCUUGAAAAGAAACAUCAAGACGAUAUGCAGAGACACCUUGCUGACCCACCUGCGAGUGAUAUCCCACAUCCUGAUUGGAGUCCUCAUUGGCCUGCUUUAUCUCAAAAUUGGAAAUGAUGCAGACAAAGCGUUCAACAAUACUAGUUUCCUCUUUUUCUCCAUGCUGUUCCUCAUGUUUGCCGCCCUGAUGCCCACCAUUCUAACCUUUCCUUUGGAAAUGUCCGUGUUUGUAAGGGAACACCUGAAUUCCUGGUACAGUCUACAUGCCUACUACUUUGCCAAAACAAUUGCGGAUAUUCCAUUCCAGCUGAUCUGCCCAAUCCUUUACUGCAGUAUUGUGUACUGGAUGACUCAGCAGCCAUCUGAUGCAUCACGUUUUCUGCUGUUUAUCACCUUGUCCACAUGCAUCUCCAUGGUAGCCCAGACACUGGGGAUGCUCAUAGGGGCGGCAUCCCCUUCGCCACAGGUUGCAACCUUUGUAGGUCCGAUCACAGCCAUACCUGUCAUCCUCUUCUCUGGCUACUUUGUGAAUUUCAAAACCAUUCCUUAUUACCUGCAGUGGACUUCUUAUGGAUCCUACCUCAGGUACGGCUUCGAGGGAGUGAUUCUCUCCAUCUACGGGAUGAACCGCACAGAGCUGGAGUGCUUCGACGUGAACCUGGGGUGUGCCUUCAGAAAUCCAGAGUCUGUCCUGGUCAUGCUGAACGUGGAGGACGCCAAGCUGUACGUGGAUUUCAUCGUGCUGGGGGUUUUCUUCGUGAUCCUCAGACUGGCCACUUUUCUGGUCCUUCAGUACAAAGUCAAUGCAGAUCGUUAAGCGGAUGUAAAUGUCGUGUGCAUUUGUUAUGUAUUCACUUUUUUCACCAUUAACACUGUUGCUGUUGUGUUACUAACGGAGCUGACUGAACAGGCUGUGAGGUUAAAGGUCUACUGAAAUGAGAUUUUCAUAUUUAAACGGGGAUAGCAGGUCAAUUCUAUGUGUCAUACUUGAUCAUUUCGCAAUAUUGCCAUAUUUUUGCUGAAAGGAUUUAGUAGAGAACAUCCACGAUAAAGUUUGCAACUUUUGGUCGCUAACAGAAAUGCCCUGACUUUUCCCAGAAGUCGCAGACGAUGACGUCGCAAGUGUGGGGGCUCCUCACAUAUUCACAAUGAUUUUAAUGGGAGCCUCCAACAAAAACAGCUAUUCGGACCGAGUAAACGACAUUUCCCCAUUAAUUUGAGCGAGGAUGAAAGAUUUGUGUUUGAGGAUAUUGAUAGCGACGGGCUAGAAAAAAAAAAAAACUUGGGACGGAUUCAGAUGUUUUUAGACACAUUUACUAGGAUAAUUCUGGGAAAUCACUUAUCUUUCUAUUGUGUUGCUAGUGUUUUAGUGAGUUUAAUGUUACCUGAUAGUUGGAGGGGUGUGUCCACGGGGUGUUGACGCCAAUGUCUCAAGGAAGUCGACGGGAGCUUAAUGGGCGGCACAAACUCAGCUGAUCUCCGGUAAGAAGCGACAUUUUACCACAAUUUUCUCACCGAAACCUGCUGGUUGACAUUCGGUCGGGAUCCAUGUUCUCUUGACCGCUGUGAUCCAGAGUAAAGUUUCACCUCCGGGAAUUUUAAACAAGGAAAUACUGUGUUUGUGUGGCGAAAGGCUAAAGCUUCCCAACUCCAUCUUUCUACUUUGACUUCUCCAAUAUUAAUUGAACAAAUUCCAAAAGAUUCAGCAACACAGAUCUCCAAAAUACUGUAAUUAUGCCGUUAAAGUAGACAAAUUUUAGCUGUGUGUGUAUGCAGCGCUCAUAUUUCCUUACAGUCCGUGACAUCACGCGUUCACGUCAUUACGUGACGUUUUCAAGAAAAAACUCCCGGGAAAUUUUAAAUUGCAAUUUAGUAAACUAAAAAGGCUGUAUUGGCAUGCGUUGCAAUGUUAAUAUUUCAUCAUCCAUCCAUCAAUCCAUCCAUUUUUAUACCGCUUAUUCCCUUUUGGGGUUGCGAGGGGCGCUGGUGCCUAUCUCAGCUACAAUCGGGAUCUGUCAUCGCAGGGCCUAUUUCAUCAUUGAUAUAUAAACUAUCAGACUGCGUGAUGGGUAGUAGUGGGUUUCAGUAGGCCUUUAAAUUAUUAAAGCACUUCAAUAUAUAUCCUAUAAAUGUUUUUAGAAGCUCAUCCAUCCAUCUUCUACCGCUUGACCAUCAGUGAUUCUCGAAACAUCUUACAGACAUAGUAAAUUCUUGCCAUUUUCUGGUGACUGUUUCAGACAUGUUUUGUUAGUCCUGUCUAGUGAUCUUAUUUUUUUAGUUCAGCUCCCCUGUCUGCUACUGAAUGCUGGCUCCCGCAACUGUCCAGUAACCAGUAACAGGUCUGUCCCAAUCGGGCUUCUUUCAUAUGCCUGUACACAGUUGCCUUUGCUAGUCUACUGAGAGUGUGUUGUUUUCUAAUGAAGUUUUGUGUCUUGCCCACUUGGGCUGUAUUCACCUUUUGUUGAUUAAAUAUUUUACUUAUGUUCUUG
Messenger RNA from Nerophis ophidion (straightnose pipefish), 3961 nucleotides. Its product is annotated as ATP-binding cassette sub-family G member 4-like. NCBI's taxonomy places the organism in Eukaryota, Metazoa, Chordata, Actinopteri, Syngnathiformes, Syngnathidae. Gene Ontology annotation, molecular function: ABC-type transporter activity; ATP hydrolysis activity; ATP binding. The transcript has 15 exons. Gene Ontology annotation, cellular component: plasma membrane. Bases 370 to 2289 code for a protein of 639 amino acids. The record is from RefSeq and is a predicted model, not a curated record.